Chlorella variabilis is the source of this 888-nucleotide messenger RNA. RefSeq lists its product as hypothetical. Gene Ontology annotation, cellular component: membrane. Lineage: Eukaryota; Viridiplantae; Chlorophyta; Trebouxiophyceae; Chlorellales; Chlorellaceae. Gene Ontology annotation, molecular function: heparan sulfate 6-sulfotransferase activity. The transcript is spliced from 3 exons. The record is from RefSeq and is a predicted model, not a curated record. The coding region runs from base 1 to 888 and encodes 295 amino acids.
AUGCAUCACGCAGCAGACAGCAGGCAGUGCCCCUCCCUUAGUGACGGCCAGGCCGUCGGCAGCGCCGCCUUUGUCCACAUCCCCAAAACAGCAGGCACCUUUGUGCACGACGCCCUCAAGGCGCUGUUGCCUGCCGGCGGGGGCGGGCGGUGGUGCACGUGGGGAGGGGAGGACGCGGCAGACCUGCCGCCCGUCUUUGCCAAUUGCGGCGGCGGCGACCCGGGCCCCCAGCAGCAGCAGCUGUUCGAGGCCACGCGGCGGGCGUUUGGGGCCACGUGCCACGGCCUGACCUCCCACCAGGACGUGGCCUACUUUGACGCGGUGGGCGUGGACUACUCGCGCACGCUCACCCUGACGGCGCUGCGGCACCCCGUCGACCGCGUGCUCUCUGGCUACUUCUAUUCGCUCAAAGUGGGGGCCCCCUUCCUGGCCGGCUACAAGCCGCAGAACGAGACAGACUUUUCCGGCCUGAUGCGGUUUGUGCAGGACAACCCCAUCGACUCCAACAACCUCAUGAUGCAGCACCUGGGCGGCGCGCGGCACUGCAACUGGCCGGGCAUCGCCCCGGUGCCGCCGCCGGAGCAGUGGCUGCAGGCUGCCAAGCGCAACCUGGGCCGCAUCUGCAUCAUCAUGCUGUCGGAGUUUAUGGAGGAGUCGCUGGUGCAGCUGGCGCAGGCGGCGGGCUGGCCCAGCGCCCGCGUGCUGGAUGUCGCGGCGCAGCUGGAAGCGGCCUCGGCAUCUGCCACCGGGCUGGCGCGCUCCAACGCCACCCCCAAGCCCAAGGUGCCGGCAGAGGUGCGGCGCGUCGUUGCGCGGCACAACCGGCAGGACAUGCAGCUGUACGAGUAUGCGGUGCAGUUCUUCCUGCGCCGCUCGCUGGUACCGUGA